AUGACCGGAGUGUGGAUGUUCAACAACGGCGUCCCUAAACUCGUUGAGAACCAGGCCGGGGCGGGGUUGUCGCAAAAGUUGCUAGUCCAUGUCCCUACUGAUGAAGCCAUAACUUCUUACCAGAUGUUGGAGGAAAAGCUGGUGGCCUUAGGUUGGCAGCGUUAUUAUGAUGAUCCUAAUUUUUUACAGUUCCACAAGCGCUCUAGUAUUGACUUGAUUUCGGUGCCUAGGGACUUCCUCAAAUUCAAUGCAGUUUAUAUGUAUGAUAUUGUUGUCAAGAACCCUAACAUGUUUAGAGUUAUGAAUAAUUAUGUUGCUUUCUUGAGUCACUUUCAUAUGUUUCUAAACUUCGUCAGAGUGUUUGACUUGCUGAUAGAUAUGUGUGGAUGA
Molecule: messenger RNA, 390 nt
Organism: Beta vulgaris subsp. vulgaris (sugar beet)
Lineage: Eukaryota; Viridiplantae; Streptophyta; Magnoliopsida; Caryophyllales; Amaranthaceae
Product: flowering-promoting factor 1-like protein 1
Exons: 2
Coding region: 1-390 (129 amino acids)
Biological process (GO): regulation of flower development
Source: RefSeq, a predicted model, not a curated record